AUGGGUUGUUGUUACUCGAGAAAUGACGAUGAUUCUUUUGGGCAUGAAGGGUCUGAUGAAAACCAUGUUCCCCGAGGAGGUAAUAAACCAUUUACUAAAAAAGGUAUGACAUGGACAUCAGAAUCUCCAGUAACGAUCUUUAAUUUAAAGCAACAACGCGACGCGUUUUGGGAUACAGCACCUAGUUACGAAGGUCGUUUGGAAAUUUGGCAAGCUCUCCGGUGCGCGUGUGAAUCUGAAGAUUUGGUUUUAUCUCAAGCUAUUAUUGAUUCUGCAAAUGUUACGAUUCCAACAGGAAAUUUAGCCGAUGGUUGUUAUGAUGAACUUGGGAAUAAAUAUGUUAUACCAUUAUAUUGUAUCGUUGAGCCAACAAAUCUUAUAGACUAUAAUGCUGAAGGUUCUUCAGAACGGGAAGAUCUUGAUUCAAAAUUACUUGAUGAAGAACUUACGGGGUCAGAACAUAUUAUUACAAUAAGAUUAUCAUCAAAUGCAAAAGAUGUUAAACUUAAUUAUAAUCCAAAAUUGGAUACUAUUGCUACUUUAAGAGCAAAAUUAUGUACGAAUCAAAAUUUGGAGAUCAAAAAAUAUCAUGUUAGAUUUUUCCUCUUAGGUCGUAUAUUUGAAGAUAAAACAAGACUAUGUGAUGUUUCACUUGAGAAUGAACAAAUAUUGCAAGCCUUUAUUUCUGAAAAAUUUUAA
Messenger RNA from Funneliformis mosseae, 699 nucleotides. The record is from the annotation of a GenBank genome assembly. Lineage: Eukaryota; Fungi; Glomeromycota; Glomeromycetes; Glomerales; Glomeraceae.